GUUGUCCUGCCCUUUUUUCCCCUUCUCUUUCUCUUCAGUUCAGGAGAAGCUAAUCCCUCUAAGCACCACUCGCACCCAAGCAGCCAACGUCAUUGCGUAUCCACCAAGUCCCGAGCCCCCGAACCCGGACCCGACCCCGUUGAUCCAGAGACACACCCAAAAGUAGCAGCAAAACCACCCAGGUACCAGGCGAGUACCUGAAGUACCUGCUAAUUAACCAGCCAGCAUCAAGCUCUGCCAGGCCUUUUAUGGGCCUUGAGUCUCCAUCUUUUGGGGGGGCUUGUCCCCGGCGCAGGGAAGACCCGUCCUAGAUCUGACACGAAGCCACAGACUAAAAUCCUGUGUGCCCUGCGUAUUCCCUACCUUAGUAGCAUUUAGCUGAAAAGGGCUUUUGCCUGACUUUUUUUUUUCUUAGUUGACGCUUGCUGCCGUCUCUUCCACUCCAGUCUGAAGUCAAGUUCUCCGUUGAGCUCUCCUCAGUUUCAGUUUCUGUUCUUUCUUCACUUUUUUUUUUUGUUGCUGGCAGUCCCCUGACAUAAAGAAUUGUCCAUUUGCCGGCCCCCUUUUACAUACCUUUGUUAACCCGGCUUCUUACUUACCAGCUUACUUACUCACUGCCUUACCUGACCAAGCUUGCAUAGCUUAGCUCGCCUUGUUUGCCCUGCCUUGCAUUGCCUUGUUCUGUUUGAACUGUCACUCGUUUGCCACAAGUACCCUCUGCUGCCAUUCUUAGCAUAGGUACUCUGCCUUUUCCUGUUCCUCUGCUUUGCUGCAUGUAACGCUGGCGUUUGGACGAUCUGGUCACCUCUUGCAUUUACUUGCUAGGACGAACGAAUUGCAUUGCCCGUCAUGACGUCGAGCAGGUCCUUCCGGGCUUCUAUAAUGCCCUCUAUGCUACGAUCAAACACAGAUCCUGAUUCUUCAUCUUCUCCUCGAAAGAGCGUAAAAAAGUCAAACACUUCUGAUCUCGCUCACCUGCGUGGUUCAAACAUUGGGUCUUCAAAGUCCACCACAAACUUGCCUCAUAUGGGCUCCAACCCGCAGCAAGACCAAGACGCUGUACAACACAACCGUCCACGUUCCGCCGAGCAAAAGACUAUUCGUAAACACAACGACUCUACUCAAAAAGUGUCCUUGCCCAAAUCCCAGUCGACAACAAACCUCUCUCCCACCAAAGGUUCAACUCGCUGGAGAAAUCGACUUUCAUCUUUUCUUCCGUCGCUCGUUCUGCCAUCCGAGCCUUCGCCAAAAUCUGUACCAACACCUCCGGUACCUGCGGCGCCCUCCGCUCCCGCUUCCGCCGUUACAGCCGCUGUUUCUCCUGCACCCACCAAAUCUUCUUCUCCCACCGAUACCUCGACCACCACUAACACCGCUGCAACCCCUCCUACAACCGUUGACGAUAGCGCCUCGUCUACCACUCCCAGCAUCAUCGACCCCACCGUCCGGAUGACAAGCGAUUACCACGACGCCCUCACCCACCAGGCUCAUGGCCAAUAUCAGCCAAGCCAUGCUGGUUCCCCGCCUAGUCCGGACUCGAUCCCAACCCGUGGCAGCGACAGUCUCGAUGGCCCAUUAAACCCUCAGCCUCAGAUCAUGGCACCGAUUCCUCCAUCUCCAGAGGUCCAGAGAGCCACCAUGAGCCCCCAGGAGCCUAACAUGCCGCCCCCUCCGAUUCCUACUUCUCCUUCAGAUAAUGUCAGCAGUGGUGUUGGUGGAAAGUUGCGAAAGGAAAACCCCGCUGCUCGAUCACGAAGUGGCUCUCUCCAGCACACAUCCAGCAACUCCAACGGUGACUCCAUUCAGGCUCUGAAGACUCGACAGACUUCUCCAGCUCCUGAUCGUGGUCGCCGCGCAUCUUCAGUGCAGUCUCCCAACAGCCGCAGCAGCAACACCAAGAGCCGCGUAGUUUCUACACCACUCGCCAUCAGACCAGGUUCAUCAAAAGGUGAUGUGAGCCAGAGCCCAACGCGGGGUCGUCUCCGAAGAAGUUGGUUGCCUGGUGGAAGAUCGCGAUCAAACUCGAUGGACGUCUCCAACACAAACGCCUCAACCGCGUGGGUACUGUCCGACGAUACACAGGCCGAGUACAAUGCUUCGUUUCUCAAGAACGGAGAAAAGGUCCCAGAACUUUGGAACGAAAGCGGUGCUGUUCUUGUCUACCUUUACCCCAAGGGCAGUGGCUUCGGGCCGUCAUUCAAGGUUCAAGAAUUCACAAUCAGCUCGUCCUGGGUUUUCAAUGAACUCAUUCAGCGAGAGCGAGAGAUGCCUAUGGGUAGGGACCGAACUAGGAGCUUCAGUGGUCGCGACAGCCUGACAGCCGAAGAUGCGAACCGAUUUAUCUCCUCACCAAACUCCCCUCCUGUUCAGGAUGACGGAUAUGAUGACUGCCUCCACCUAUAUCUUCCUAAUGGAACUCCCGGUCAAGAAACAUCACCCGACAUGGAUCGCUUGAUUGCUAUUCGCAACCUGUUCGCCUUCUUGACCGGACAGCCUCUCGUUGCCACCAAGACUCGCCCUACCAACUUCCAUGCUUUCCUGGAGAUUUCAAAACUUUUGGAAGAAUACGGCUUCACGAGUUAUGAUGGAACCACGUUUGGAGACGCUGUUGAUCUCAGUUUCGAGUUUUACAUGGACCAGCAUGCUCUUGCAGACUGCCGGAACAGCCGGGAAAAGACUCUCGAGGCAUUGAUCCUGGGCGAGCGCAUGCGAUCAGCCGAUCUCUAUAAUGAGGCAUUUGCCCAUGCUGCGGGCAAGCUUCCAGCAAUCCAAGAUCUGAAACUUCCUCUCUGGAACCAGGUUUCAGAAAAGACUCGCACGAACUUGGAACGGGCUAGUACCGAUCUGAGUAACCGCCAGCACAACACCAAUAUGCACCUGGAGCAAUUCGAAUUUCCUGCACUUUUCUCUGGUAUUGCAAACUCAACUUCCAUGUCGGAGCUUAGAAGCGUCCGCUUCAAGGUGUGGAGACAGUCAUUUACUAAAAUGCGUAAUUUCGCUCUCAGCUACUACAAAACAGCAUUCGGCAACUGGCCACCCAAAGCCAGCAGCAAGAAGAACCCAUUCUCCGAGAGCGGCCUCAACAGACUUGUCCUCAAGGUUCUGUAUUCUGACAUGUGUGCUCUUUAUGACUUGCUCGUCGACCGCACCAACCGAACUUCGAGAAUCAUGGAUGCUGUUCCUGAACUUUCUAACGAUCCUGACAAGAUGAUCAUGUCUGCACUGCGAAACAUCAUGUCCGAAUUCGAUCGCUCGAAGCCGCCUGUUCUUCCUCCCAUUCCUUACGAUUGUCCGCAAUUGCCCACUGCAACAUCUAUCCUGGAAACUUACGAUACGCUGUCGCCAAAGAAACAGGCAAAAUUCGACAAGAACAUCAAGGAACAUGAACUCAUGCUCAUGUUGAACAAGGCUUACAAUUACGAUACCAACGCUAUCAAGGUUCCUUUCUUGGACAAGUUUAAGGAGUUUGAGCUUCGUGAGGCUCGAGGCAAGACGCCUCAAGAUUUUGCUGACCAGCGUAUCGGUUACUGGCUGUUCCUUUACGUUGUCAUCCAGUCACUUCCUGUCUUGGUUGUGGAUGCUCCAGGCAUGCAGUUCACCGAAGGUGUUGAGUACUUCCUCUGUGAGCCUCCUCUGGGUAACCCUCCUUGGGUUCCGGAUCAGCAAGUGAAGAAGAUGUGGUAUGAGGUGGCUGGCACAGGUGGUUUGGUCGAGCUCUCUCAAGAUGCUGUUCUUUUCAGCGUGGAGGCCACUUACCACCGAAGUCACUGCUGGCUUGCUGCUACCCAGUGGGAGAGCGGCGCUUCAGGAAUUCAAGCCCAGCCACCAACGGAACCUUCGCUGUCACCGUUGCAGCCCCCACGGUCCAUGUUCCUGGAUGAGGACUUUAUGCCCACACCACCACCAUCUUUCGGCAACGGCUACAACACUCCUCCAUCCCCCAUUGGUAGCCCUUCAGGCUCUCUUCGCCCUCGAACUCACUCACCCGGCGGAAAUCGAGCCAAUCAAGCUUGGCGAUCCAGUAUCGCCUUGGGAUUGGAGCCUGUACCUUUACAGCCCCCAAGCCCAUUCGGAGAACGUAGCAGUUCUCUUGGUGGACGUCCCCCCAGUCUUAUGAUGGGUUCGCGGAACUCAUCUGUGGGUAAUCUGGCCGCCUUUGGCCACCAGGGCUUCCCUCAAACUGAAUCACCUCCUCCCGAGCAGACGGGCGCAACCUUCGACGAUAUAUUGCGCAGCGAUGCCAUGAAGAAAGAGAAGAAGAAGAGCCGAUUUUUCUAAUCACUGUUGGUUUCCUUGGUCAGAAUUUGCCCAACAUCAUUCGAAGAGCUCAGGAGCUCAAUUCCUGUACACCCAGCUGCCGGGUUUCCCGUAUGCAUGCACAAUUUUCCGCCCGUGUUGGCGUGUUUUUAUCCAAUCACCCCAACUUUAAUGUGGUAACGACCGCCUCAGCCGAAGGUUUGUUUGCAAGUACCUUUUGGGCUGACUACCUUGCGAGCUGUUAUUAUUUCUCCUUUUCCUUUCCUUGACUUUCUCACAUACCUUUUUGGAAAGGAGGACGGGCGGAACAAGAACCCUAGCCCUUUUACUAUUUAACGACAUUUAGCAUGAGAAGAACAAAUUAAAAAAAUCUACACAGAUAUGUAGUCGGGACGGGAUCAUAACUAUCUAGUUUUAACCUAGACAUGGUUGAUAGAAACCAUGUCUUUAAUUGGCCGGAAGAAAAAAAAUGUUUAAUUGUCUACUUUUUGCAUAUGAGGCUUUGGCGUACAGCAGAUUUAUCACUAUGGCGAAAUAGGGAGCACAAGGGCGUUUAUUCGGUGGCAUCGGUAGCUUUAAUUACUUGAGCUAAAUACAUGGAUUCACUACAUAUACGUCUCUCUUUUUUCUUCUUCUUUUUGUCACUAUUCUUAAUAUUUUGGUUAAGCCAGAAUGGAAAUGCUGAU
Messenger RNA from Fusarium verticillioides 7600, 4943 nucleotides. RefSeq lists its product as hypothetical. Lineage: Eukaryota; Fungi; Ascomycota; Sordariomycetes; Hypocreales; Nectriaceae. Bases 850 to 4278 code for a protein of 1142 amino acids. The transcript has 2 exons. The record is from RefSeq and is a predicted model, not a curated record.